Messenger RNA from Osmerus eperlanus (European smelt), 2658 nucleotides. RefSeq names its product heat shock protein 90, alpha (cytosolic), class A member 1, tandem duplicate 1 (gene hsp90aa1.1). Bases 177 to 2357 code for a protein of 726 amino acids. Gene Ontology annotation, biological process: protein folding; protein stabilization; cellular response to heat. The transcript is spliced from 11 exons. Gene Ontology annotation, cellular component: plasma membrane; nucleus; cytosol. Gene Ontology annotation, molecular function: ATP-dependent protein folding chaperone; ATP binding; ATP hydrolysis activity. The record is from RefSeq and is a predicted model, not a curated record. NCBI's taxonomy places the organism in Eukaryota, Metazoa, Chordata, Actinopteri, Osmeriformes, Osmeridae.
UCUGAAGACAGUGAGAAUAAAUUGACCUGAAAGUUUAGAGGACUACAGGACACACAGGACGAGCAGUGAUACACUGAGAUUUUUACUACUCAGCUAUACUACUCAACUCAGCUAUUCAUUCUACUAACAGAUUCAGGAAGACGCAAAGCUCAGAAGUUCAUUAAAAAAAAAUCAAGAUGCCAGAGAAAGCCGGCCCCGCAAUGGAGGAGGAGGUGGAGACCUUCGCCUUCCAGGCUGAGAUUGCUCAGCUGAUGUCUCUGAUCAUCAACACCUUCUACUCCAACAAAGAGAUCUUCCUCAGAGAGCUCAUCUCCAACUCCUCUGAUGCUUUGGACAAAAUCAGAUAUGAGAGCCUGACAGACCCCAGCAAACUUGAGUCCUGCAAGGACCUGAAGAUUGAGAUCACACCUGACUUGCGCACUCGCACCCUGACCUUGGUCGACACUGGCAUCGGCAUGACCAAGGCUGACCUGAUCAACAACCUGGGCACCAUUGCCAAGUCUGGUACCAAGGCCUUCAUGGAGGCCCUGCAGGCUGGAGCUGACAUCUCCAUGAUUGGCCAGUUCGGUGUGGGUUUCUACUCUGCUUAUCUGGUAGCUGAGAGGGUGACCGUCAUCACCAAGCACAAUGAUGACGAGCAGUACAUCUGGGAGUCAGCAGCUGGCGGCUCCUUCACAGUUAAAGUUGACACUGGCGAGCCUAUUGGCCGGGGAACCAGAGUGAUCCUGCACUUAAAGGAGGACCAAUCUGAAUAUUGUGAGGAGAAGCGCGUUAAGGAAGUUGUGAAGAAGCACUCACAGUUCAUUGGCUACCCAAUCACACUCUAUGUGGAGAAGUCUAGAGAGAAGGAGGUUGACCUUGAGGAUGGAGAGAAGGAGGAGGAGGCUGAGAAGGAUGCUGCCACCGCCGAGGACAAAGACAAGCCUAAGAUUGAGGACGUAGGCUCUGAUGAAGACGAGGACACCAAGGACGGGAAGAACAAGAGGAAGAAGAAGGUCAAGGAGAAGUACAUUGAUGCCCAGGAGCUGAACAAGACCAAGCCAAUCUGGACCCGUAACCCAGACGACAUCACCAACGAUGAGUACGGAGAGUUCUACAAGAGCCUCACCAACGACUGGGAGGACCACCUGGCAGUCAAGCAUUUUUCGGUUGAGGGACAGCUGGAAUUCCGUGCCCUGCUCUUUGUGCCCAGAAGGGCUUCCUUUGACCUCUUUGAGAACAAGAAGAGAAGGAACAACAUCAAGCUGUACGUGCGCAGGGUGUUCAUCAUGGACAACUGUGAUGAGCUGAUGCCAGAGUACCUCAACUUCAUCAAGGGUGUGGUGGACUCCGAGGAUCUCCCCCUGAACAUUUCCAGAGAGAUGCUGCAGCAGAGCAAGAUCCUGAAGGUGAUCCGCAAGAACCUGGUCAAGAAGUGCCUGGAGCUCUUCACAGAGCUGUCAGAAGACAAGGAAAACUACAAGAAGUGUUAUGAACAAUUCUCUAAAAAUAUCAAGUUGGGUAUCCAUGAGGACUCUCAGAACAGGAAGAAGUUGUCAGAGCUGCUGCGCUACUACACUUCCUCCUCUGGAGAUGAGAUGCUGUCCCUCCAGGACUAUGUUGCACGCAUGAAGGACACACAGAAACAUAUCUAUUACAUCACUGGCGAGACUAAAGAGCAAGUGGCAAACUCUGCCUUUGUGGAGCGCCUUCGCAAAGCUGGUCUGGAGGUCAUCUACAUGAUUGAGCCUAUUGAUGAGUACUGCGUCCAACAGCUGAAGGAGUAUGAUGGCAAGAACCUGGUUUCAGUGACCAAGGAGGGUCUGGAGCUGCCUGAGGAUGAGGACGAGAAGAAGAAGCAGGAAGAGCUGAAGACCAAGUUUGAGAACCUCUGCAAGAUCAUGAAGGACAUUCUUGACAAGAAGAUUGAGAAGGUCACAGUCUCCAACCGCCUAGUCUCCUCUCCUUGCUGCAUCGUGACCAGCACCUAUGGCUGGACGGCCAACAUGGAGAGGAUCAUGAAGUCUCAGGCUCUCAGAGACAACUCCACCAUGGGCUACAUGACAGCCAAAAAGCACCUUGAGAUUAACCCCAAUCAUCCCAUUGUGGAGACCCUUAGAGAGAAGGCAGAGGCAGACAAAAAUGACAAAGCAGUGAAGGAUCUUGUCAUCCUGUUGUUCGAGACAGCUCUGUUGUCAUCAGGCUUCACUCUGGAGGACCCCCAGACCCAUGCAAACCGUAUUUACCGGAUGAUUAAGCUUGGCCUUGGCAUUGAUGAUGAUGAUUCAGCAGUUGAUGAUAUCCUUCAGCCCAGUGAGGAUGAUAUGCCUGUCUUGGAAGGUGAUGAUGACACAUCAAGAAUGGAGGAAGUUGACUAAUAAUUAUGGAAGUACAUAUUUUCCUUUUGCCCUUUUAAUCUGUUAAUUUAUAUCAAUUUUUAUCAUUUUAAGUUAACUUCACUGUGAGGUCCAUCACUUGAUUGUAAUAUAUCAGCUAUUCAUUAUCAAUUCAUCAACUAUAAUUACACAUUUUCUGUCUGUUCAAUUGCACUUGAAGUGUCAACAACACUUCAAUAAGAAUUCAACGGGAGUUUUACCAAUUUUCAUUUUUGUAAGAGUGAAAUAUUUUGUAUGAAAAAAAUAAGGCUUUGUAUUAAAACAUAUAUAUUCAAAUAUAUAA